This is a messenger RNA of Candidozyma pseudohaemuli, 2355 nucleotides long. RefSeq names its product Emp70p (gene EMP70). The transcript is spliced from 2 exons. The coding region runs from base 1 to 2355 and encodes 784 amino acids. The record is from RefSeq and is a predicted model, not a curated record. Gene Ontology annotation, biological process: vacuolar transport; protein localization to membrane. Lineage: Eukaryota; Fungi; Ascomycota; Pichiomycetes; Serinales; Metschnikowiaceae. Gene Ontology annotation, cellular component: fungal-type vacuole membrane; endosome.
AUGAAUGACCCCUGGCGUUUCCUGCCAUGUAACUACGACACCUCUGAACUCUCCGACCUAUGCAACCACUUUAUGGGCAACACGCUCCCAAGCACCCCUCGCAAGGUGACUCCUCAGUUGGUUGUUCUCCCCUCUACUCAGCCCAAGACAGCAGACCUGUCUUGCGAGACACUCAACCAUCUGAUUGGACAAGUUCCCCCUCUGCUGCCGUACCAGGUGGCUUCUAUUCCAAUCCAGUCACAUCUGGAAAUCUCUAUACCCAAAGUUGCAAAUCUCGAGGACGUGCCUUCUGGGUUUCAGAAUCGGGAACGCAUACAAGACGCCGGUGCAGUGCAAGAAAAGGGGCCAAUCAGAAAGAGAAAAGUCAAGGAGCCUAAGCCAUAUAUUCCUCCCGAGAGGGUGUCUCAGCGAAAAAAGACUUUUCCUGCUGCUUCUUCUGCCUUUGCCAUGAGAUCGCACCUUUGGUCUAUUCUUGUCGCCGCCUUCAUGGUGGCGUGUGCUCAGGCAUUCUACUUGCCGGGUGUGGCCCCGACCAACUACGCAGAGGGCGACCGCAUCGAGUUGUUCGUAAACCACUUGACUCCGGCCAUGACCCACUUGACCUCCACGGGCCAACGGGAAAAGACGAAAACCCAAAUCUACUCCUAUGAUUACUACUAUCCAAAGUUCAAGUUCUGCCAGCCUCCAGGUGGUCCCAAGAAGCAGCUGGAGUCCUUGGGUGCCAUUCUUUUCGGCGACAGAAUCUUCAAUUCGCCGUUCGACAUCCUGAUGUUGAAGAAAGAGGAGUGCAAGGUCUUGUGUAAUGCAAAGUACUCCAAGACCGACGCUGCUUUCGUCAGCAGGAACAUCCGUGCGGGUUACAACUACAACUGGAUCAUAGACGGAUUGCCUGCUGCCCGUAAAGCAAAGGACAUCCGUACCAGCACAGACUUCUACACCUCCGGCUUCCCAAUUGGCCUGGUGGAUGAAAGCAACAAGUCCGAGUUGUACAACCACUUCAAGAUCAACAUUGAAUACCACAAGAGAGCUGAGGGCCAGUACAGGGUAGUCGGCGUGACCGUCGUGCCACACUCCUUGGACAGAAGUAAGCUUGAUUCCUCGAAAGCUUCUGGUGAAGAACUAUGUAACCUCAAAUUGGCUCCGGUGAUGGUUUCCAAGGACAGCGAGAAGACCGUGUUGUACACGUACUCCGUUGAAUUCUUUGAGUCCACGACCUCUUGGGCUACCAGAUGGGAUAAGUAUUUGCACAUCUAUGAUCCAAAGAUUCAAUGGGUGUCUUUGAUCAACUUUUCCUUGGUUGUGAUCAUAUUGAGUGUGAUCAUGGCUCACAUCUUGGUCACUACCUUGAAGAACGACAUUGUCAAGUACAAUGACGUGAACUUGGAUGACGAUGUUGCUCACGACAGUGGCUGGAAGUUGGUGUACGGUGAUGUUUUCAGAUCUCCUCCAAACAGAAUGCUCUUGUCCGUGUUAGUUGGAAGUGGUGCUCAGUUGUUCUGCAUGACAUUGGUAACAAUCGUUUUUGCACUCUUCGGUUUGUUGUCUCCUUCCAACAGAGGUUCCUUGUCGACAUUCAUGUUCAUUCUUUUCAUCUUUUUCAGCAUCAUUUCUUCCUACGUGAGUGGUUACCUCUACAGGUUCUUUGGUGGUGAGAACUGGAAGGUGAACAUGUUGAUGACCCCAACCCUUGUCCCUGGUAUUUUGUUUGGAUUCAUCGUGUUUUUGAACUUCUUCCUCAUAAACGCUGGCUCGUCAGGCGCAAUCCCUGCUGGAACCAUGCUCGCUAUGGUGGUUAUCUGGUUUGCGAUCUCAUUCCCAUUGUCCGUGGUGGGAUCUAUCCUUCAAUCCAAGAGACCCACUCUUCUGGUGCCCGUUCGUACCAACCAAAUUCCAAGACAAGUUCCACAACAACCAUGGUACUUGAAGACUGUUCCAGGCAUGAUCAUGUCCGGUCUUUUCCCAUUCGGAUCAAUUGCUGUUGAAUUUUACUUCAUCUUCUCAAGCAUUUGGUUCAACAUGAUUUUCUACAUGUUUGGAUUCUUGUUUUUCUGCUUCAUCUUGAUGAUUUUGACAACAGGUCUCAUUACAUUAUUGUUUGUUUACUACACAUUGUGCAGCGAAAACUACAAGUGGCAAUGGAAGGCUUUGUUCAUUGGUGGUGGAUGCUCCAUCUACGUUUUCCUCCACUCCUUGUUUUUCGUCAAGGGAGCAUUGAAAGACUUCACCUCCAUGGUUUUGUACCUUGGCUACACCGCAGUCAUGUCUAUCUUGGUUUUCUUGGUGUGUGGCUCUGUCGGAUUUAUUUGUGCGUUAUUCUUCAUUAGAAGAAUCUACUCGCAGAUUAAGAUUGAUUAA